CCCACUUUCUCAAAAUGCAAAUCUCUCCGACUGAUAUCUUUAUAAAAUCAAUUCCACUGUAAACUGAAGCAGAGCCACAACAGUUUUCCACAAUGGCUUCCUCCAUCGCUCGCAGAUUCACUAGGAAUCUUCUCAAACCCUCUCACUCAUCCUCUAUUUCCUCCUUUGCUGCCUAUUCCAUCAACCAUAGCCCUAAGCCUUUCACCUCCUCUUACUGUCGCUCAGACACCGAUUUCAGAGGCAUAGACCUUUCUGUACCAUAUCUCUCAGGCUCUAUCUCCGGUCGAUCCCGAUUGAUCAGUUCUCUCUUAGAUUCCACCGCCACCCCUUGUAAGUCUCUGGUCGCGCCAUUAGAGAAACCCACGAGCCAUGAUCUCAAUUUCUUCAGAUUUUACUCAACUUCUGCAACAAAGUUCAACUCCUCUUCUCAUUCGCAGGAGACACCCACAAACCCUAAUACUAAAUCGUUGUUGCAAGAAAAACCCAGAAAUCCUGGGCUCAGAUUUUUCUCAACCCCUUCCGAUGAUGUGAAGUCGGAGAAACUCGAAUACCCAAGUCAGAACCCUGGUUUCAAACACCAAGAGAUCGAAGGCCCGACGGUUGAGCGCGAUCUCUCUGCACUCGCUAAUGAGACCAGAGAAGUUUUAGAACGACUGAUGAGGACCAUCUUUGAUUUAAGCAAAGCCGUUGCUCUUUUGGGCCUCGUCCAGCUCGGCUGUGGAGCUUGGAUCUCUUACGUCACUCGAACUUCCCCAAGUACAGAGGUCACAAUUCAGAGCCUUGUGGCGUUUGCUUUCCCGUUCUCAUUGGCAUUCCUCAUGCGGCAAUCGCUGAAGCCUAUGAGUUUCUUUAAGAAGAUGGAGGAACAAGGACGGUUGCAGAUUCUAACUCUAACCCUUCAAAUUGCGAAGAAUGUGAAUAUCUUCUUUGUGCGAGUACGUAGUGUUUCUUUGAUUUGUGCUGCAGGCAUGUCGAUUGGGCUAGUAUAUGCUGUGAUAUCAAGAUGAGUUCUUUAGAGUUACAAUGUAAUUUGCUAUUAAUAUCUCUGCCCGAGUUUUACUAUUGAUGCUUUCUAGUUUGUUUACAUUUCCUCAAUUUUCAAUGCAAAUGACAUAAUACUUCUUGGACUUUAGUUCCAA
Telopea speciosissima is the source of this 1139-nucleotide messenger RNA. RefSeq lists its product as uncharacterized. The coding region runs from base 93 to 1007 and encodes 304 amino acids. Lineage: Eukaryota; Viridiplantae; Streptophyta; Magnoliopsida; Proteales; Proteaceae. The record is from RefSeq and is a predicted model, not a curated record. The transcript has a single exon.